This is a messenger RNA of Cornus florida, 1379 nucleotides long. Its product is annotated as protein MIZU-KUSSEI 1. Lineage: Eukaryota; Viridiplantae; Streptophyta; Magnoliopsida; Cornales; Cornaceae. The record is from RefSeq and is a predicted model, not a curated record. The transcript has a single exon. Gene Ontology annotation, biological process: hydrotropism. The coding region runs from base 460 to 1215 and encodes 251 amino acids.
CAUUAUAAAAAUCUAAAUCGUUACCCUUUAUAUUGGCCACCUCCCAACACUAUCAUCACCUUGUCGGCCUCUGUAAUCCUCCCUUCAAACCUCUCUCUCUCUCUCUCUCUCUCUCUCUCUCUAAAUAACAUCAAAAGGUCCUUUCAACUAGUGUUUACAGCUUAAAGACAACCCCACUGAUCUCUCUUUGUUUUCCAACAAGAAUCAAAAUACUCCUUUACACUUGUGUUUUGAGCUUAAAGACAACCAUAUCUCUCUCUCUCUUCAUAUACCAAAAGGAAACCAACCUCUCCUCCUGAUCAUAGUAUCAACCUACUCUCUCUUUACAGUACAAAGAAAACUAGAUCUCUCUCUCGUGUGCAAGGUUUGUUUAGCUAGCCAUAAGUACAACUAUCACCGCCUCAUCAAACUAUAUACCUCUCUCUCUCUCUCUCUCUCACACACACACACACACACAACAUGCAACAUGAACAAUUCAGCUUACCCAGAACCAGUAGCUGCAAAAGCAACAAAAAGAUCAUACCCGCAAACUACAUGCGAUCUUCAACAUCUCUCCAUGAUGUAUCCAAUAAACCCCUAGUCCGAAAAGGGAACGGACUGUCCACUCUUCUCCGAUCACUCCUCAGCUUCAUCUCUUUUCCUUCUAUAUUCCCCACAUGUAGAUGGCUAAGCUUACCUAACCAACUCUCCAUAACACCUUCACUCGGCCGGAAAGUCACGGGCACCCUCUUUGGCCACCGGAGAGGCCACGUCAGCUUCGCCGUUCAAGACGAUCCGCGAUCCGGACCCGUUCUACUCAUAGAACUCGCCAUGUCAACGUCGUCGUUGGUUAAGGAAAUGUCAUCCGGGAUGGUCCGAAUUGCACUGGAGUGCGAGAAAGCACCGGUGGCGGCGCGUGGACGGCACGUGAAGCUGUUCAAUGAGCCCAUGUGGUCUAUGUACUGUAACGGUAGGAAGUGUGGGUACACACUGUCACGGGAGUGUAGCGAGUCGGACUGGCACGUGCUUAAUACGGUGCAGAGUGUGUCGGUAGGCGCGGGAGUGAUUCCGGUGGUGGAUGACGGACGGAAAGGUAGUGGGUCAGAGGGUGAGUUAUUGUAUAUGAGAGCUAGGUUUGAGCGAGUGGUGGGGAGUCGUGACUCGGAAGCGUUCUAUAUGAUGAACCCGGACGGCAAUGGUGGACCUGAACUCAGUAUAUUUCUGCUUAGGAUAUAAAUAUAAGGUUUGUUUGGGAAUUUAAUAUGCGCAAAUAGGAGAUGAAUGUUUAGUCACUGUAAUGUGUAUUUUAAACUUGUAUGACCGUGUGCUUUUGAUUUAUAUUGUUCUUGAUGUUAAACAAAAGCUUACCUCAACUAAACACGCUUUUAAAAGUAUACCUA